This is a messenger RNA of Tachysurus fulvidraco (yellow catfish), 789 nucleotides long. It is a transcript of the gene cabp2b, whose product is annotated as calcium binding protein 2b. Lineage: Eukaryota; Metazoa; Chordata; Actinopteri; Siluriformes; Bagridae. Gene Ontology annotation, molecular function: calcium ion binding. The coding region runs from base 246 to 701 and encodes 151 amino acids. The transcript is spliced from 5 exons. The record is from RefSeq and is a predicted model, not a curated record.
UGUGUGUGUGUGUGUGUGUGUUUGUGUGUGUGUGUAAAGUAAGGAUUCUCACUUUUUCACAUGCUCAUUUUCACUCCUCAUCCAUUUUUGCUCACUCACCUCUUAUAUACUUUGGACAUUUACUACUAGUGGGAUUCUUAACAUGAUGAGAAUCAUCUGAGAAUGAGAGAAUGAAAAAUGGGAUGAUGGAUGGAGAGUGUGUAUAUAAAUGUGUCUAAUUUUUUUUUUUAUCUCACGCUGCUGACAUGCAACAGGACAGGGAUCUCCGUCCGGAGGAGAUAGAAGAGCUGCGGGAGGCUUUUAAAGAGUUUGAUAGGAACAAAGGAUACAUCAGCUGUAGGGACCUGGGCGAGUGCAUGAGGACUAUGGGAUACAUGCCGACAGAGAUGGAGCUCAUCGAGCUGAGUCAGAAUAUCACUGGGGGGAAGAUCGAUUUUGAGGAAUUUGUGGAACUGAUGGGCCCUAAAAUGCUUGCAGAAACAGCAGACAUGAUUGGAAUCAAAGAAUUAAAAGAUGCCUUCAGAGAGUUCGACUCGAACGGAGAUGGGCAGAUCAGCAUUAAUGAACUGAGAGAGGCAAUGAAGAAACUGAUGGGUGAGCAGCUGAACCCGAGAGACAUUGAUGACAUCAUCCGUGAUGUGGACCUCAAUGGAGACGGACAAGUGGAUUUUGAAGAGUUUGUGAGGAUGAUGUCACGCUGACGGUUCAUCAGAGGAUCUACAUAUAUAAUUUGUUAUAUAGAGCUGGAGUAACGUAGCUACAACUGUUUUUUAUUCAAUUAAAUACUAA